Messenger RNA from Rhopalosiphum maidis (corn leaf aphid), 2739 nucleotides. Its product is annotated as glucose dehydrogenase [FAD, quinone]-like. Bases 243 to 2108 code for a protein of 621 amino acids. The transcript has 2 exons. Gene Ontology annotation, molecular function: flavin adenine dinucleotide binding; oxidoreductase activity, acting on CH-OH group of donors. NCBI's taxonomy places the organism in Eukaryota, Metazoa, Arthropoda, Insecta, Hemiptera, Aphididae. The record is from RefSeq and is a predicted model, not a curated record.
AGAGGCUAAACAGCAGUUUAAUGUACAACAACGGCAUUAGUGAUGGUAGUGGUAUUUAUAUUGUGGCUGCAAAAGACUUAGAGGGAAAAUAAUCGGACGCGCCGCGGCACGUUCGCACCCAAAACGACCGACAACGGCACUGCCACCGAUCAAUAACUCGACGACUGUUGAUCUCAGCGGUUUAGCUCGCAUCGUAACAUUUUUGUUUAAUUGUUUUUCGUGUAAAUACACUAUAUAGUACGAUGAACGCCGCGAGUGUGGUAUUCGCCGUGGUCGUGGUGACUCUGUCGCUGACCGGGUCCGGUCACGGCAUGGCGUACACCGUGUUCCAGGCGGUGGUCGAGUACUACCGGAUGCUGGGACCGGAACCCGUAGACGCGGUACCGGACACGGGUUUCGUGAAGCGGCAGUACGACUUCGUGGUGGUGGGAGCCGGUUCCGGUGGCUCGGUGGUGGCCAACCGGCUGACCGAGGUGGCCGGCUGGACGGUGCUGCUGAUCGAGGCCGGCGGCGAGGAGAACGCCAUGACGGACGUGCCGUUGCUGGUCAGCUACCUGAUCGGCACGGGAUUCGACUGGGGCUACCGCACCGAACCGCAGGACGGCAUUUGCGGCGCGAUGGAGGACCGCAAGUGCCGGUGGCCGCGGGGCAAAGUGAUGGGCGGCACGAGCGUCAUCAACUACAUGGUGUACACGCGUGGAAUGCCGGACGACUACGACAACUGGGCAAGGCUGGGCAACGACGGAUGGAGUUACGCCGACGUGUUGCCGUACUUCAAGAAAUCGGAGGAGGUCAGGCAGAGUCCCAUGACGGAGUCGCCGUACCACGGCCGCGGCGGAUACCUCAAGGUGGAGGAGCCCACGUGGAAGACCAAACUGGGUCCGGUGUUUCUGCGCGCCGGCCGCGAACUGGGCUACGAAGUGCCGGCCGACCACAACGGGCCGCGACCGCUGGGCUUCUCGUACGUGCUGGCCACGAUGGAUCGCGGCACCCGGUGUAGCGCGUCCAAGGCAUUCCUGCGGCCAAUCCGGAACAGGCCGAACCUGACCGUCACCAAGCGGUCGUUGGUCACCAAGGUGCUAGUGGACCCGCACACCAAACGCGCCACUGGCGUCAAGUUCGUGAAAAACGGACAGACCAUAGUGGUGCACGCGCGCAAGGAGGUGAUACUGAGUGCCGGCGCGCUCAACACGCCGCAGGUGCUGAUGUUGUCCGGCAUAGGGCCGGCCGACCAUCUGGCUGAGGUCGGCGUGCCCUUAGUCAAGGACCUCAAGGUGGGCUACAACCUGCAGGACCACGUGUCCAUGGCCGGAUUGGUGUUCCUGGUCAACCAAUCGGUGACCAUCAUCGAGAGUCGGUACCGAAACCCCAAGUACCUGCUCCAGUACGCCGUUAGCGGCCAGGGCCCUUUCACUAUACCGGGGGGCGCGGAGGCGCUGGCGUUCACGGCCACGCGGCAUGCGACUAACGGGUCGGUGGCACCCGACAUGGAGCUGGUGUUCGGUCCCGGGGCGCUGACCGGUGACACGGGGGGAUCGUUGCGCCGGUUACUCGGCAUGAACGAUACUUUCUACGACAACGUUUACGGCAAGUACCGUGAACACGACGCUUGGGGUUUGGUACCGAUCCUGCUCCGGCCCCUAAGUCGCGGACGCGUUAAGCUGAGAUCGGCCAAUCCGUUCCACGCGCCACUUUUCUACGCCGGCUACCUGACGGACAAGCGGGAUAGAGAAACUCUUAUUGAAGGCAUAAAACAGGCUAUCGCAGUGAGCGAGACACCGGCGUUCCAAAAAUACGGGUCCAAACUGUUGCCAAUACCAUUCCCUGGCUGCGAACACGAGCAGUUCAUGUCGGAUGCGUACUGGAUGUGCGCCACCGGGCUGGUGUCUACCAACCUGCACCACCAAUCGGGCACCUGCAAGAUGGGACCGGAAACCGACCCGGACGCCGUAGUAGACUCGAAACUCAGGGUACGUGGUGUUAAAGGCCUCCGGGUAGUCGACACUUCCAUCAUGCCCGUCAUACCAGCCGGGCACACCAAUGCUAUGGCUUUUAUGAUCGGUGAGAAAGCGUCCGACAUGAUCAAGGAAAACUGGCUCAAAUUAUAACGGAAAUGACAGUGAUACGCAAUAACGAUGUAACUGCAACACGUCUAUAUACGCACCAUCCGCAUUUAUAAUAUUAUAAAAUAAUUAUAGAAUAAUCCGGCCAGGUAUACCUUAAGCACAUUAUUAGAACGCGCGUUAGUUCAUCGUUAUUAUGAGUCGUUGAGAGCGAGGCAAAUUUGUUUAAAUAUGUGUUCGAUUUGUAAGCAACGUAGAAGCAACUUUUAAUCACGAUUUAAUAUUAUGUAUUACCUAUGUAUAUAGCUGUAAUAACGUAUACAUUGUAUAGUUCUAAUCAAUUCAUUUUAAUUUUUUAAAUCAUUUUGACUCGCACGUAAGCGUAGUAUUAUCAGAUUUAAGGAACAUAAUGAAUGAAUAACAUCAUAUGAAUGAAUACUAUAUAUAUAUAUAUAUAUCUGAUACACUAUUUAGGAUACCUAUGAAAUUAAACAACAAAAUAAUGACGAUUAAAUAGAUGAUAAGAAAAAUUGCAUUUUAAUCUGAUAUGCGUACCUAAUUUUUUUUAUGUAUUAUGAUCUCACACUAUAAAUAUUUUUAUUAUUAUUGUUAUUGUUUCUCAAUCAAUGUGUACAUACUGUGUUGUUUAAUAGCUUUAAAUAUAAUAUUAUUAUAU